GGGAAAGCUUUGCCUCCUACUUUUUUUUUUUAGUUGGGACCUAGGAGAAAAAAAAUCUCGCAAGGGUCGUGGGGCGGAAUGAAAUAGCAAGCAGAGUUCGAACGCUUAUCAUGCUUCAUGUUGCUCUUCGGUCAUCUAAAAUGCAAGUGGGCGUGCUUUCGCACUGGAAUUAACGCAGGCGAUUCGGUGGUGUAGUGUGUGUGACCCUCCAUCACUCCCAGCAUGCUGAGUUUCCUGCGCAGGACAUUGGGGCGACGCUCCAUCCGCAAACAUGCUGAAAAAACGCGGCUACGGGAGGCCCAGCGUGCUACAACGCACAUCCCAGCUGCUGGAGAUGCCAAGUCCAUCAUCACUUGCCGAGUCUCCUUGUUGGACGGGACAGAUGUCAGCGUCGACCUGCCGAAAAAAGCCAAAGGUGAGGAGCUGUUUGACCAGAUCAUGUAUCAUCUGGACAUAGUAGAAAAAGACUACUUUGGACUACGCUUCAUGGACUCUGCACAAGUUCCGCACUGGCUUGAUGUUACAAAAAGUAUAAAAAAGCAAGUGAAAAUUGGCCCGCCAUACUGCCUUCACUUGAGAGUUAAGUUCUACUCCUCCGAGCCAAACAACCUGCACGAGGAGCUUACCAGAUACCUUUUUGUGUUGCAGUUGAAACAAGAUAUCCUCAGUGGAAAGCUAGAAUGCCCAUUUGAGACAGCAGUGGAAUUGGCUGCCUUCUCACUACAGGCGGAACUAGGUGAUUGUGACCCACUAGAACACAGUCUGGACCUUGUAUCAGAAUUCAGAUUUAUCCCCGAACAGACUGAGGAUGUGGAACUGGCUAUAUACAACAUGUGGAAGGAGUGCAGAGGUCAAACACCGGCACAGGCUGAGAUCAACUACUUGAAUAAAGCAAAAUGGCUGGAAAUGUAUGGUGUGGACAUGCAUAUGGUUCAGGCACGAGAUGGUAAUGAGUACAGUCUGGGUUUGACACCCACUGGUGUUUUGGUGUUUGAGGGACAAACCAAGAUUGGCCUCUUUUUCUGGCCAAAGAUCACUCGCCUGGAUUUCAAAAAGAGCAAGCUGACUCUGGUGGUUGUGGAGGAUGAUGACCAGGGCAAAGAGCAGGAGCAUACCUUUGUCUUCAGAAUGGACCACCCGAAGGCCUGUAAGCACCUCUGGAAGUGUGCUGUGGAACAUCAUGCCUUCUUCCGGCUGAGGGGGCCAGUACAAAAGAAUUCUGCACGCUCCGGCUUCAUCCGCAUGGGAUCACGCUUCAGAUAUAGUGGAAACACAGAGUACCAGACAACAAAGUCCAAUAAAGCCCGCCGCUCAGCCUCCUUUGAGAGGCGGCCUAGUCGACGCUACUCUAGAAGAACAAUGCACAACAGAGGACCCUUCCACCCUCAGGAGGUUCUUUCAUCGGGCAAUGGAGUCAACUCCAGCAAAGACAAGCAUGUCAGUCGAGGCGCCUGGUCGGGUGCACCGGUUGUGACCGUUGCGCCUGCUUCUGUUUGUGGUCCGUUGGAAAUAGAGCCUCUUCCCAGAAGUCCUGGAGGGGAAAAGAGAAGUUUGCCCCUGGCUGGUGACCUGAUCGAGACGUGCAUUGAUGAUGUCCUCAGGACUCCUGCACCUCCCGCCGCACCCACUGCAAAGGCUGUUGAGGACGCGGGUCCAAGUAUGGUCUAUUCCCCUUCUGGUGCCACUGGCGAAGAAUUACUCAGCCUCACCGAAACAGCAGCACGUCUCAAGCAGCUGGAGUUGGAGAGCAGUCCGCGUUUGACCAGGAAUAAUGUCAACAUCAAUAUGGUCAUGAAUAAUCAGGAGGACAUUGUGAAGCUCAGAGAGAAAUGCUGUCUGAACAGUGCAGGAAGUAGUCCUGUUGUCACACCACUGCGAACUCCAGGCGACCUGAAGAGUAACAUCCUCAAAGCGCAAGCUGAGGCCGCAACGCUCAAGGUUGGUUUGGAGGAACAUGUCACAAUGAUGGGAGAUAAGAACUGCAAUCUGCAGGAAACCUCCUUCAGGUUGAAGUCAAGCACCAGCCGAAUGGGCAGUAGUAACUCAUCUCUGUCUGUUAGCAGUCGCCCUGACAUUCAAGACUCAUGGGAGCUGCUCAAGUCUUGUUCGAUGGUCUCAUCAGCAGGCACCAGCGCUGAGAGGUUAGCUGAAGAUUUAAACACUCUUCCACUCAAGUUGUCCUCAGAUCCCGUUGUUGAAGGCACCACACUCAAGGUUAAGGGAGAGGAAGUUGAUGUUCCAAACACGACCCCACCUCUGCCUGAUAAUUUGAUUGACUUCACUGACCCAAUCCCUACUUUGCCACCUGUGCAGUCACCAAAAGUUUCUAUCACCCCUCGCUGGAUCAUUCCUACAGCUGCUCCUCCUGGUAUCUUUACUAACGGCCUGCUCGACCUUGAGCCCCCUACUAAGGUCGACGCUUUUCCCCCCGCGGAUGGGGGUGCCGUUCUCACCUCAGCCCUCCCUUACGCCGCUCACACAUUUCACAGCAACUCAGUGAGCAUUAUGGGUCAGCAGGCAGCCUCGGAGGAUGGAGUCACACCCAGAGGUCUCUUGACCACUGAGCUCUAACAGCCACAAAGGAGCUGGGCCAGCAACAUAGCAUGCAGUUUCAAGUAACAACACACUCACAUUAACAAACUAUCAGACUGGAUUGGGAGAAAAAGUGUUUUCAUCAUAACCGCACAUAAGGCUUAGUUUGAGUUAAAAAAACCCCCACUGUGGUCCAUCAUCCAAGUAACGGUUGGUUCCAUCCAUUUUGAUCCGGACAAGCAUCAAACGGUCUGACUUUUUUAUUUUUUAUUUGUGCGACAUCUUUAUUUUCACGUAAUGCAUUCCCCUGGACUGAAGUUGCACUGACUGUUGGAGUAUACGUUGAACUGUAAAUGGAAGAAAGACAAUCAGCAUGUUAUUUGAAGCGAGAACAACUUGACUUUUUGAUAUCUGGAAAUAUGAUUCUAUACAUUCCUUGAGCUGCCAUUUGGAUUUUUUUGUUCUCAAGUGUCACUGGAUUACUUUUGCGCUACUGGAGCAUUUGACACGAGCAUGGAUGAGGAUCAUGCUUACAGAUUUUUUUUUAAUAACCUUUUUUUGGUCUCGGUUUUUAAUAUGCUGUAUCACACUGUUUGUACAUCGUGGUAUCAACAUUGCGCUCUCGUUUGACCCUGAAUGAUAAACCCAACCAACCCAAUAAUGUGAGGUUUUAUUGUUUUGACUGAAUGUGAUACUGUCCAUGAUAUCCCCUUGGAUUUCCAUUUUUUGUUGUCAAUUAAUUUUUAAUUUUAUUUUUCUUAAUUGAGGAAUGUAAUUUGUCAGUCGCGUUGAGCUGUAAAAUGUGAACCCUGCUCUCCGGAGGACAUGUUGGAGUUUCACAGAACAAAUUGCAGAUAUGCGUGAAAAUGUAGUUGGGGGGGAAAAAAGAAUGCUAUAUUAGUGUCUCAAUUUGAAACUGUUCUACAUUUCACCCAAAAUAAUAAUUUUCAAAAGACUGCUCAGUUUUUCUUGCUUUGUUAAACAGGGUUCCCACGUGUCCUUAAAGUUAACAAAAAUCCAUUUAAAAAGUUGUAAAAUUAUGUUAUUAAUUGUCCUUAAUUUUCAGAGAAAGCUUCUAAAAUCCUUAAAAUUUAACCUGUGGUGUUCAUUUAAAUUGUGUAUGUCAUUUCCCUCACCCUUCCAAUGAAUAGCUUUAUCGGAGAAUGCGCCUGGCGCCCUUUCCCUCAAACCCCGCUGUUGGGCUACAUGCCUUCCAGGUUCCCGACCUGCUUCUCCCGCCAUCUCCGAUCAGUUCCGAUGAUGAUCACGUGAUCAUCAUCGGGUCAUUUUGGGCCAAUUUUAAGAUAAGAUAAGAUAUCCUUUAUUUGUCCCACAAUGGGGAAAUUUACAGCCUCCAGCAGCAAGAAUGUAGGUAGAAAGAAGAAAGAAGAAAAAAAACCCCAACAACAACAACAACAACAACAUACAGUAUGUCAAAUAAAAGGUUAGCUGAUUGCCCCUAAAAUAAAGAUGUGCCUUUCCUUUGGCAACAAUGAUUUGAACACCAGCUCAGUGAUAUGUGGCUUUCUGUUCAUUAAAUCCACCAUGAAUCCCCUGCUGAAUGGAGAAAAACUCCUUUUUAAAAAAUCGCUAAAUUAGCCCUCAAAAGUCCUUAAAAGGUCCAGAAAUGAAAAGCAUGUGGAAGAGUGGGAACUCUGUCUAAUUGGAGUGGAUAUUUUGCUCUGGCUUGUUCAUGUUAUCUUGUUCACUUUGCCCUCUUGUGGAAACUCUAACGAUCUGUUCUGAAAAUGUGCACGAAGCCCCGCCCCUCCAUUGCUGAUCGUUUUACGUGGCGAAUCUCUUAAGUGUUAUAUUGUACUUGCGAAUUGAAGAUUGUAUUCUAUAUUUUUGGACUAUAUUAAUGGCACAUUGAUUCUUAAAUAGUGAUUUUUUUUUUUAGGUUUUUAUUUACGACCCCUCCCAUCAUUGUGAUGGUGUCAUUUAUAAUGGAAGCUAACUGUUGUCCCAAUCAGUGCUGUUAUUUAUGCGACUGUUCAGUGUUCACAUAAUGCGUGUCCACGCGUGUGAUUACGUCACAGUUGUGUGAAGUAUUCAGCUGGCUGUGAAUGCAGGAUGAUACGUUUAUCAUUUGACCGUGGAAGUAUUGUUAGCGUGUUCACAAAGGACAAUAACAGCAUUAAAGUCAUUAAAACUGUACAAACAAAAUGAAAAACAAUGCCUGUUGUGAUGCUAUUCUUAGGAACUUGAUCACGGUUCAGUAAAGCUUUCCUAAAGGUCAGUAAUUACUUAUCUAUUUAUUUAUUUUUUAAGUAUCUUGAAACAUUUCGGAAGUGGUUAAAUGUGAUUUAAAAUGGUUAAUUCCUUUCUCAUAAUACGGUGAAUCAGUACAA
Hippocampus zosterae (dwarf seahorse) is the source of this 4883-nucleotide messenger RNA. It is a transcript of the gene epb41l5, whose product is annotated as erythrocyte membrane protein band 4.1 like 5. Bases 223 to 2571 code for a protein of 782 amino acids. Gene Ontology annotation, cellular component: cytoskeleton. Gene Ontology annotation, molecular function: cytoskeletal protein binding. NCBI's taxonomy places the organism in Eukaryota, Metazoa, Chordata, Actinopteri, Syngnathiformes, Syngnathidae. The transcript is spliced from 26 exons. The record is from RefSeq and is a predicted model, not a curated record.